CCGCCGCCUCUUCCCCUUCCACCCCACCAUCUCGUCCGAUUUUACCGGCCUUCCGCUCCCGUCGUCGGCGACCACUUCCCCUCCUCGACACCGCCGGUGGCCGGCAAGGAGAUGGCCCCGACGCUGAUGGAGCUCCCGGGCAGCCUCCUCACUGAAAUCCUCCUCCGGCUGCCCGAGCCGGAGGACCUCGCCCGCGCCUCGGCCGCCUGCCCCGCCUUCCGCCGCCUCGCCACCGACGCCUCCUUCCUGCGCCGCUUCCGCCGCCUCCACGCCCCGCGGUUUCUCGCCUUCAUCGACCUCGACGGCUUCCAGCCCGCGCUCCCGCCCCACCCCGCCGCGCCCGCCGCCCGCGCGCUUGCCAGCGCCGCUGACUUCUCCUUCUCCUUCCUCCCCUCCCACUGCCGCUGGAUCCCGAUGGACAUCCGCGACGGCCGCGUCCUCCUCGGCCGGGACCACGGGAAGGACGCGCGGCCCCCGAUCUGCAGGGAGCUCGCAGUGUGCGAUCCCCUGCACCGCCGCUACGUCCUGCUCCCUCCGGUGCCCGACGCCCUCGUCGCCUCGGCGGAGCGCCCACCCCCCGUUCUACGCAGGCCCUCGGACGAGCCUCUCCUCCUUCCCCUUGGCGAGAACGGUGAAGGGACGGCAACGGCAUUCACGGUGAUCUCAAUGGUGCAUUGCGAGACUAAGCUGGCCCCCUUUGUAUUCUCUUCGAGCACCGGGCAGUGGCGAGCGGCGGCACCCAUGCUUUGGUCGGCCAUGCCAGUGUCGCCGAUGGAUCCUGCUUAUCUCAGGCGGCACCACGCAUAUGGCUGCUUCUACUGGGACUCCACCAAUAUCAAGAGGAAAGAGUUGCUCGUGCUUAACAUCCAGAGGAUGGAGUUCUCCAUCGCCGAGCUCCCAUCCUCUGGUUGGGGCACGCUAGGCGUGGCCAUUGUGGAGGCAGGGCAAGGCAGGCUUGGGCUGUUUGGGAUCCGUGAUGGAACUGCAGGUGGCAGCAAACAUGACCUCUGCUAUAGCGUUAGGCACAACAAAGGCAAGAAUUCCGGUCAGUGGCAGAUGGUGAAGACCUUCUCACUAGGUCCUGAGGGCCUGCAUUAUCUCAAAGCGGCAACAGAGAGGUGUGUGCUCCUGAUAUGUUCUGAAGCCCCACGGCUCGUCGGCUUGUCUAUGGAGAUGCCAGACUUGUUGGAGUAUAUCUCGGUGGACGUCAAGAAGUUGCAGCUUGAGAGGGUCUGUGUCAAGCCUUUCGGGAAGUCCUUGUCCAGGACGCGCAUAUAUGCCCACUUCCCGCCAUCGCUGUCUUCGCCGACGAUAUGAAGUGAUUCGAUGGAGCCGCAAACAGAGCAGCAUUCUCAAUUCAAGACGACCGUGAUUUCAGCAGCAUGGGGUUCGUUGGACGUCAUCACCAUGCCUACAGGAUGACACUAUUUACAUUGCUUUGCCUAGCGAUCGUCAUGUAUAUGUUUUGGUUAAUUACUGUAGCAUCAUUGCGGACCUGUUCUUUCUCUGAAUGUGGCAGUGUUCGUGUCUAUGUUAUGUUCUUCCUUUGAUACCAUAAGAAUGUUACAUUUUUAUUAAUGGUCUCAAUCAAU
Triticum urartu is the source of this 1592-nucleotide messenger RNA. RefSeq lists its product as uncharacterized. The record is from RefSeq and is a predicted model, not a curated record. Lineage: Eukaryota; Viridiplantae; Streptophyta; Magnoliopsida; Poales; Poaceae. Gene Ontology annotation, molecular function: protein binding.